AUGGCCAUUAGCGUUUCUCUUUUCUUGGCCAUUCUCCUCGGAGUGGCCUCUGCCUCUGAUGUCAAUGUUGGCGUUGGAGUGGACGCGGACACUCUCAAGACUGACCUCAAGACCGACCAUAAGACAACCUCCUUUGCCGAAGACUUCAUCAACUCCACCUCCACCUCCUCUUCCGAUGAACUCGAACCUGAAGCUGAACCAAACGCUGAAGCUACCAAAUCCCAAGAAAAAGAAAACAAAAAACAAACAGAAAAAGAAAUAAACAACGGGAUUGACACGGAAGCUACUACCAACGAUCUACACAUCACUCCUCCCACGACUACGACCACCACCACCACCACGACCACUACCACGACCCCUACCGAUUCUACGAUGGAUGCUAGGACCGACAUAGCUGUCGAUGCCAGUGCCGGUAUCAACAAAAAGGAAGACGACACGUUGUCCGCCCCUGUGGAUAGCAAGGAUGAUAAGGAAGAAGAAGAUUCUUCCGAGCCCAUGGUGGCUGCCGAUGCCGCUGGCACAGAAACUACCCAAACCAUUGGCCGCCACCGUGAAUUGACGGCACAAACCGAUUGGUUGAUGGGAAACACCCGCAUGUACGGACCUCGAGAGACUGCCAGCCUCACUGAUGGUUGGGCAGCUGCCGAGGAGUUCUGCCAUCAGCAAGGUGGUUCUCUUGCUUCUGCCGCAGAGAUCUGUCCUCCCGAUGGAACUGCUGCCAAGUCCAGGCCAUUCUUCGGAAUCCAAACCGGUGCGAAUCCAAAUCAAUGGAUCCCUGUCGCCGAUGGAACCAACAAAUGGAUCAACAUUGGAGAAAGCGCUACCUACCCCACGUGUACCUUUCAUGGCGGUGCUGCCGGCAGUGGGCAUGCUAAUGGAUGGGCAAAUUUCAUUGUAUGUCGUUCCAACUGGUUUAAGUACAAAAAUGUAAAGGCAACGGAUGUCGGAGCCGGUGCAGAUGGCGCUCUUUGGGUGCUUACCGACUAUGACCAUCUCCCUCCGCAAGGUUGCUAUGGAAUUAAACGCCACGAAGGAAACGAUACGUGGACAGAAAUUGGCGGAUGUGCCCAGAAAAUUUCCGUGGGAAGCAGCGCCCACGUUGUGUUAGCCAAUUACGUUGGACAAAUUUUCAAACAUGGUGCUGCUGGUUGGUUUCACCUGGAUGGAAUGCUUGCUCGUGAUAUCAGUGUCACUCAGGAUGGAACCAUUUGGCUUACACAGUGGGUCGAUGGAACCACAUCCGGAAAUGUCUAUCGCAAACGCCCCAGUGAUACCUCAUUUGUGGCAUUCUUAGGAGGUGGAGACCGUAUCACUGGUUUAGGUCCUGACAGAGCUGCACUCUGUAAUGCAUACGGAGGCCAAAACCACAUCUAUAUCAAAGAAGACGGUGGUAGUUGGUAUAGCUCAGGAUCCUGUGAUGGUGGAGAUGUCAGCUACGCCACUGAUGGAACCUUGUGGACAACUGCAGCCGUGAAUGCACUAUCAAGUGCUGGACAACCUCGCAAGUCUUUCAGUUCUACCGCCACAACCACAAACUGGACACUUCCGGUUCUAGGCCCUUCAGGUGGAAACAUUGCUGCUGUGAGUGCCAACAAGUUCUUUAUGGUUGAUUCCAACAAUGACCUAUGGAAGUAUGAAGUGCCACCCAAGAGAGAACCAAACGGGAUUGCUCGGGUCUUUGGCCCCAACGAAACUGCCGCCAUCAAGUCCUAUGAUCAAGCGCAACAGUUCUGCGAGUCCCAGGGAGGAUCUCUUGCUUCCAGUGCUGAUGUUUGUCCAUUGGAUGGCUCAAACCAGCCUUUCUUUGGCAUCCAGUCUGCAGAUCAGUGGACCCCAGUCUCAGAUUAUCACAAUGCGUGGCUUGAGGUGGGAACCCAUCCAGACAAUACGCCCUGCAGUUCCCACCUAGACUUGGCCAAUUCAGAUCCUGCUUGGGGUCUCGAUGGAUCCACCAAAGUGGGACCUGAGGCCAAUUAUGUUGUCUGUAACAUGAAAACAUCCAUCUACGGGCCCAGCUAUACAUCCAAUGUGAAUUCCUACAAACAAGCGCAAGACUUCUGUCUGGCCAGAGGAGGAACUCUUGCUUCCAUCUCUGACAUUUGUCCCUUGGCAAGCUCUGGCGAACCAUACUUUGGUACUCAGUUGGGGGAUCAGUGGACACCAGUCUCUGACUACGACAAUGCAUGGCUCCAGGUUGGUGUUCAUGCAGGUGGUGUUUGCAAAUCCCACAAGGAAAUAGCCAGUGGAGCAGAUCCUGCCUGGGGAACUGAUGACUCCAGCAAGUUGUCAUCCGAGGCAAAUUUCAUUGUUUGUGUCUCCAGCAGGGUCCUCUAUGGGAAAAGUGAAACAUCUGCCCUCACAACAUAUGACCAGGCGACAAACUUCUGUAAUGCAAAAGGAGAAUCUCUUGCUUCGAUUGCUGAUCUCUGCCCCUUUGGUGCAUACAGCCUACCCUACUUUGGCAUCGAGACUGGUGAGCAGUGGACCCCAGUCUCAGACUACAACAAUGCUUGGGUCCAGGUGGGUGUCCAUUCCGAUGGUGUUUGUCGAUCCUAUCGUGACAUCGCCAGUGGAGCGGAUCCUGGCUGGGGUAUUGAUGGAAGUAAUAGUGAGGCCGCAAACUAUGUUGUUUGCUCAAGUCGCUGGAAGCAGUUUCAUGGUAUUACUGCUCGAGAUGUUGGUGCCGCUCAGG
Messenger RNA from Seminavis robusta, 2692 nucleotides. The record is from the annotation of a GenBank genome assembly. NCBI's taxonomy places the organism in Eukaryota, Bacillariophyta, Bacillariophyceae, Naviculales, Naviculaceae.